This is a messenger RNA of Aspergillus caelatus, 855 nucleotides long. RefSeq lists its product as uncharacterized. The transcript has 2 exons. NCBI's taxonomy places the organism in Eukaryota, Fungi, Ascomycota, Eurotiomycetes, Eurotiales, Aspergillaceae. The record is from RefSeq and is a predicted model, not a curated record. Gene Ontology annotation, molecular function: protein binding. Bases 1 to 855 code for a protein of 284 amino acids.
AUGGCCACUGCUGCUCGACUAGCGGUUCACCGGACUCUGUCCACUCCCGAAGUACUCGAGUUGAUUCUGUUGCAACUGGACCUUCGGACGCUCUUGAUGUCCGCCCAAAGAACCUGUCGGGCAUGGCGCACUCUGAUCCAGGACUCACCGGCAUUGCAGAGGGCUCUGUUUUUCAUGCCUGGCACCGGUGAUUCCUCCGGUCGCAAAGUUUCGAAUCCACUCUUGGUCGAAGCAUUCCCAUUCGUUUUUGACGCGUCGACAAAUAUGACAUUCCCCGAAUAUCGAGAUGGCGAGUGCCUUUCAACCUGCCGCAUGGCCAAAUACCCAGAAACGCAAACGGCCUUUCUUCGACGAGAGGCCAGUUGGCGUCGAAUGCUGCUGCAACAGCCCCCGGUCUUUAAGCUAGCGCGGUGGCAUUCUUUCUACGGCGCCUUUGGCGUCUAUCUAUACUAUGAGGUUCCAGGAGAUCCUAGCAAAACGAAAGAUGGCCUACGCAUGGAAACGCUGUUCGAGCAUCUCUUUUUUGCGCCACAACUCGGAUUAAGCGUCUUUGAAGCGCCAAGAAUUACUUGGUGGGGUCGCGAUGCGUCCGACCGGGCAAUCGUGCGCCAUCUCGAGCGCUUGGGGGAUUUUGUCGUCGAUACUGACAUCCUGAUCUCUUCCUGCAGCACUCAUAACUGUUGCGAACUCCCCGAAGUCCGAGAGGAGGAUCAGACUUUGGACGCACGAUUGGGCUCGCGGAUAUGGAAUAGUUAUCAUGAAUUGGGUCUAAGGGCUCGGUGCCAAGAGGAGGAAGGGUGGAUGGGAGAUGUGCGCCAGCUGCAAUUCCAGUAUGACCUGGACGACGAUCUCUAG